GACUGGCUGGAGGCCAAACAACCUGACUGCUCCAAACACUUCUACAUCAGCAGACCUGUCACCAUGGCAACAAGACCCACAGCCUGGCAGGAGCAGUGCCCUGUCAACUUACUUGACGAGUCGGUCAAUGAGUCUUGGGCGAGGGGUGACAACUUCCCUCUGAAAGGCUUAAAGGCACCCAAGGCAGAACCCGAGGAGGAUAUAGACAUCCUGGAGCCUGAUGCUCAGGUCAAUACUCAGCGGGAGAAAGAGACUAUCUCAAAAAUCAAAACAGCUGAUGCGACUAAAAUGGAAAAUGAAGGAGCUGCGAGAAUAAGGGAGACAGAGGAAGCAGUGAUGGGAUCAGAGCAAGUUCCUAAAAACCUAUCGGGAGGACUAAAGACUCAAGAGGAACCUGAAGUUGAGUUAUGCAAGGAAGUUUUCCCACCUACACCUUCCUUGGGUGCCUUAUCAGCAGGAGUACACCGUGACAAAGAGGGCUUUUCCAGCCUUGAGGGUGAGGUGGCAGAGUGUAUCAGUGAUGUUGAUGUCAUUUCAGACCCAACAGAAGACAUUACUUCUUUGGAUAGCCACAAUAGUCAAGAAUGGCUAAAGGCAUCUCAGAUGACUAAACUAGCUGAUCAGAAGACAUAUAAACCAUCUGUAACAGAUGUAAUAAGUACCGGUAUAGUGGAAAAUAAUGUGUUACGACCUGCUCACCCUUCUCCCUCUGGCAUUAACAUUACAGAUGACGCGCAUACUGUGAGUUCCCCUCCUUUUGCAGAUGAAAGUGAGGAAGAAGAGGAAGUGGGCAUUGCUAUUAUGGAACUGAACACAUUAAAUAUCAACAGCAAGUCUUUCCAACCUUUAUAUUUAGCUUCCACUAAUCAAGAGCCAGACUCAGCUUUGCAUGCAAAACCCUCAGAUAAACACCAGGAGGGGCUGUUGUUAAAGAACCGACGUGAACCUGCCCUCAGAGGUGUAAACCAGGAAGCAGGACAACAGGUGCCUGGCCAGGGAUCUCCACCUUUGUCGACUGUUGCCAUGGAGCCGUCCAAUCCAGGUGGGGCUGCUUCUGCUACAGGCUUUGCUUGCAUUGUUGCUGUGAGAGAAAGGCACAGCAGGGCGGGGGAAAGAACAGAGGGAGAAAAUGAGCAAACAGGUGGGGAGGAAGGGCAGAAAGAGAGCGGACUUAAAAGGAACAAGCCAGCUGGGCAGCAACACAGCGGGGAACUGUUAAGAUAUUCACAAACAGUCCAAAUACAAGAGCCGGAGAUAGAAAAAUAUAGCUGUGGUGUGUCUCUGAAGCACAGCAACCACACCAGGAUGGAGAAUGACUCAUGUGACGAUAGCCAGAGUGACAGUGGAGUAUCAGCUGAUUUCUCCCCGUCCAACACUUUGGAGAGCUCUCCAUCAACUGUAUCCAGAGAGACUCCAAUUGAGAGGGAGAUCCGAAGGUCUAUAGAGCGGGAACAUAGCCUGAGAAGAUCCAGAGGGCUUCCAAAUCUACACAUCACUCCAGAGUAUGUAGAGGUUCCCUUAAGAAAAACUGUUCUUUCCAAUUCAGUAGCUGUGAAGACUGAGUGGUGUCAAGACAAAGAUAGAGAGUUUGCUGGCAAAAAGAUGCUGCAUGAAAUUCAAACGGAGACCCAGAGGGAGCAGGAUCUGGUCAAGCUUGGGAAAAUUCCAGGUUUUUAUGAUAAAGGCACAGUCCGACAAAUAAGGGAGAAGAAACAGAUCUAUGAGACCUUUCAGACACCCAGUGACUCAACUUUUACAGCCUCAACCAGUCGCAGGGCUCCAUCGGUUUCUUCUGUCAGCAAUGGUUCAACUCCCAAGAAGCAGGAAGACAUCUCAUCACAGGUGUCCACCACAGAAGACACACGUGUCGAGAAGAGACACAGUUUGGAUCUUCUUAGCCCGACACAGACCCCAAACUCUCCCAUAGGACGGAGUGUAACCAAAAACGGUCUUCAAGGACCAGGUAUCUCACAGGGGACAAGUCAACAAGUCAUAAUCUUAGAGAACAACCUGAAGAACACAACACAGAAGAAAAACCAAGACAAAUCAGAGGGUAUUACUGUUGUCGACUCUAGAAGUCCUUACAUCUUAUUGUCACAGAAAGGAGGGAAUGAAAAAGUAACAGAAAAAAGACAAGAAAAGGAGGAGGUGGAGGAUUUAGUACCCAAGGAGAACCCCUUUUUCAAGCUGCGCUCUUCAAAUAAUUUAGUGAAAGUGAAGGAGGAUAUCCAGGAGGCCCAGAAGAGGGAGAAGGAGCUUCGCAAGCAGAGGAUUAGUCUGUAUGGGGGCAGUGGUGGUGUUGGUGGUACACAAGGACAAGGAGGGGGAGAAAGAGAGGGAGGAAGGCCGGUCAGCAUGGAGUUAAAGAGUCCUGUGCUGUCAUUAAACGGACUGUCCAUUGCUGACACACCUGGGUCAUCAUCCAAAGGAGAAACUGGACCCUCAGCAGCACGCCUGUCAGUCAGCAAGUCAUUUGUGUGGCCCCCGGUCCAGGCUGAAGACGAGAAGAUUAACCGGCCAGAGCUCCCCCAGAGUCCUCGUACCCCUAGACAGAAGUCUCCUCUAGUGCUGCGCUGGGAAUCAGGUCUGAUCAAUGGACACAACAAGGACUGAGACUGAGAAAGGUCUCUUUACAGAGACCUGCAGACGGGAAUAAGGAACAACGAUGAAGAGGAAGAAGGAGGGAACGUGGAGUGAGAAAGAGGUCAGGGAUUGAGGCUAGAAAAGGGGUCGGGAGUAUUGGGAGCAAGGAACAUGAUUUGUGGUGGACUAAAAAAAACCCGGAAGAGUCCUUCAGCAAAGAAGAGAUGUGAAUGGAGAGCGUGGGGCACCUAUAAGUAGAUAAGCUCCUGGCCUGCUUCAGGUGCUGAAAACCCUUAAGACUAAUGAAUGUAAAAAGACAAUAAAAAUAAAAAUAAUAUGUGGGAGAAAAGAAGAAUUUAGGAGAUUUUCAAACAAUCAGGAACUCCUUCAUCUGUGGAUUUCUUAUGUUUUGAAAAAACAAUGUGUCAUCAAGAGUCUUAUGUGCUUAACAAUAUCUACAUAGAGGAAAUAAUUUAGUUUAUCACACAUGUAAACACCUUAUGCAAUCUGAUACAACAGCCAUCUAAUAAACCCUAUCUUUGCC
Molecule: messenger RNA, 3127 nt
Organism: Neolamprologus brichardi
Lineage: Eukaryota; Metazoa; Chordata; Actinopteri; Cichliformes; Cichlidae
Gene: misp3
Product: MISP family member 3
Source: RefSeq, a predicted model, not a curated record